AUGGCAGGUGUCAGAAACGGUGAUAGUGAGAUUAUAUCCGUCUGCGUUAUCGACUUCUUCUCUGGCCAAGUUUUAACCAAUUCCCUUGUUAAACCUCACGAGCCCAUCAUUGAAUGGCGAACCAACAUCCAUGGCAUACGGCCGGCAACAUUGUCAAUGGCUGUAUCUCAAGGACAAGCUCUUCGCGGUUGGGAAGCAACACGACAAGAGCUUUUCAAGCAUAUCAACACAGACACGGUACUAGUCGGACAAUCUCUCAAUCAAGACUUAAAACGCCUGCGAAUAUCACAUGGAAAAAUCUUCGAUACUGCUAUUCUUACAGCAGAAAUGGUAUUUGGGACAGACGCUGGUUUUGGCCGUCGAUGGAGUCUCCAGUCGCUAUGUGCGGAUCUGCUAAAACUGCGAAUCCGACAGAACUCCAACACGCAUGAGGCAUUGGAAGAUUCGAUGGCGGCACGAGAGGUUGCGUUAUGGUGCCUAUGUUACCCUCACGAGUUGGAGCAAUGGGGAAAAAGGGCCCGCGAGAAGUACAUUGUUGAGAAGUUGAAAGCGGUGAAGGGCAGGCGAAAGAAUAAAAUAAAUGUACAACGCUCAUCGCGUAUUCGCGACGAUGAUUCAUCGUCGCGAAAUCAUCAAACUAACGACAUUUCCAUAGCACAGCACGCAUAG
This is a messenger RNA of Fusarium poae, 669 nucleotides long. RefSeq lists its product as uncharacterized. Gene Ontology annotation, biological process: ribosomal large subunit assembly; rRNA processing. The coding region runs from base 1 to 669 and encodes 222 amino acids. Gene Ontology annotation, molecular function: nucleic acid binding; exonuclease activity. Lineage: Eukaryota; Fungi; Ascomycota; Sordariomycetes; Hypocreales; Nectriaceae. Gene Ontology annotation, cellular component: nucleus. The transcript has a single exon. The record is from RefSeq and is a predicted model, not a curated record.